AUGUUGUGUCGUGGUUCUGGUCGUGAUAUGACGAUCGCCAAAUACUCCUCUCAACAAGGCCAUCAUGAUCAACCGCUCAAGGUAACAACCUCUGGCAAUCAUCAGGGCGAGAAGAAACCACUCUCUUCCGUUCCAAACCUUUCUCCUACCUGUUCAUCGUCGCAAGAGUUCUCUUACAGAAAUAUCACAUUCUCCUUUCAUGGUUCAUUGGAUCCACAAUGCAAAUUUUCAGAUUGUUCUGAGCAUUAUGGCCUUUCGUUGUAUGUGCCGUCAUCAUCACCACCACCAUUGGUGGACUACAAACAACAACAUUCCAGCUACCAGGUCGUCAUCUCACAGCGAUUAUCUCCUCCUAUUCAUUCACCAGUGGCCAACUCCUCCUCUCAAACCACUCUGUCUCCAAACUCUCCAAAUUGCAACUCAUUAUCACCCUCUGAAAAGAGACCUUUAAAGUUUUUUGAUUACAACAAACGAAAGAUUGCCAAGAAAGUGAGAAGAGUUGAUCAAGUACAACCCUACGAACAUGUCAUUCAAAUGCAAACAACGACAACCAAUAAGAAGAAUUCUCCAACCUCAAGAUCUUCCAUUCUUUCACCCAACACAAGGAUUUCGAUUCAAAAUAAGGAUAUACCACAAACGACAAUGCUGACUUGUGAAACCAACUCGACACGGACACAUUGUGCACAAGAACAAACAUUGAGAAGAGAGGUGCAAGCUGAUCAACUAUCCAUUCAUGGUUCGAAUUCCACCAACACAACCACCACCGCCACAAGAAAAAGAACACCACGAUAUUCAAUUUCAAUAAAGGAGUUGCUUAAUUAA
Molecule: messenger RNA, 822 nt
Organism: Naegleria fowleri
Lineage: Eukaryota; Heterolobosea; Eutetramitea; Acrasida; Naegleriidae
Exons: 1
Coding region: 1-822 (273 amino acids)
Source: RefSeq, a predicted model, not a curated record